This is a messenger RNA of Carassius carassius (crucian carp), 1166 nucleotides long. RefSeq names its product aquaporin-1-like. Gene Ontology annotation, biological process: hyperosmotic response; carbon dioxide transmembrane transport; renal water transport. Lineage: Eukaryota; Metazoa; Chordata; Actinopteri; Cypriniformes; Cyprinidae. Gene Ontology annotation, molecular function: carbon dioxide transmembrane transporter activity; glycerol transmembrane transporter activity; ammonium channel activity. Bases 70 to 879 code for a protein of 269 amino acids. The record is from RefSeq and is a predicted model, not a curated record. Gene Ontology annotation, cellular component: membrane. The transcript has 4 exons.
GUUUAUAAGUGUAGCUUAGCUGGCAUUUUCAUUUACUAGCUAAAAGGCAGAAAAGGAACAAUACUCGUAAUGGCACGAGAGCUUAAAAGUUGGUCCUUUUGGAGGGCAGUAUUGGCUGAGUUUGUUGGGAUGACGGUUUUUGUUUUUAUUGGCAUAGCCUCUGCCAUCGGAAACAAGCACAACAGAUUUCCAGACCAAGAAGUUAAAGUAGCUUUAGCUUUUGGCCUGGCCAUUGCCACAUUGGCUCAGAGUUUGGGGCAUAUCAGUGGAGCCCACCUGAACCCAGCUAUUACUUUAGGACUUUUGGUCAGCUGUCAGAUCAGUUUCUUCAGAGCAAUCAUGUAUAUCGUUGCCCAGAUGGUGGGAGCUGUGGUGGCAAGUGGCAUUAUGUUCAAAGUUAGUCCUGACCCUGAAACAACAUUGGGACUCAAUAUGCUGAGCAACGGUGUGAAACCGGGUCAGGGAUUCGCCAUUGAGCUUUUUGCAACCUUCCAGCUAGUCCUCUGUGUCUUGGCCUCAACAGACAAAAACCGAACGGAUGUCACAGGCUCUGCACCCCUAGCCAUCGGACUCUCAGUUGGUUUAGGGCACCUGGUAGCAAUCAGUUACACCGGGUGUGGCAUCAACCCCGCUAGAUCGUUUGGACCAGCUGUUGUUCUUGAAGCAUUUAAAAACCAUUGGAUAUACUGGAUUGCACCCAUGUGUGGAGGGGCGGCUGCUGCUCUUGUGUACGACUUCUUGCUCUGCCCAAAAAAGGAAGCGCUUCGCAAGCGAAUGAAUGUACUGAAAGGCACAGCUGAUCCGGACUCCUCCACUACAGAACCCCUAAUUGAACCCCGAACCCCCAGAUCUGGUUCUGGUCAGUGGCCCAGGCCCUGAAAAGCGUCUUGUAAAUGUUAUGUUCUUGGUUUUGAUAUGUAGAUACCUGGUAACUCUGAUGUCUACAUGCAAUACCAUUUCUCUCGUCGUUGUCCUAAUGACUGUUUUGUCAGCUUAUUUUCUAUCUAAAUUGACUACUGGCACAGCUACUUCUUCCGUGUUCAUAUGACAUCUCAGGAAUUUCUUAUAAUUCAGUCCACUUACAGAUUUAUUCAUUGGAAGGCAAAUUAUUUCUCCUUUGAGGGCUGGCAGAAGACUGAAUAAAUUUAUCUUGUUUUCAGCAUCAA